AAUAAAAACAUUUUCAUUUGAGGUUAUGUCUAAUACGUAAACAUAUUUUCGUGUUUUUGUACAUAAACGUAUACUAGAAUUACUUUAUAAAUUAGAACUAUGAAUAAAGAAGAAGUAACAGAUAUUUUUCUGAAAAUAUUAAAAGAAGAGGAAGAUGUAUCAGCAGGAGUGGCUGCUAUUAAAACACUUUUAACUGUAAUAGAAAAUUAUAAAGUAACCACAGUGAGAGAACUUGAUAAGAACCUACAACUGGCGGUGGAAGCGAUGCGACAUUGUGAUCAGCCUGUCACUGCCAUCUCCUCAGGCUGUGAGCUGUUCAUGAGGUUCAUCACAUUUGCCAAACUUGAUGUCAAAUCCUUUGAAGAAUGUGAACAAAUAAUGUUACAGCGAGGUCGCAUUUUCUUAGACCAACUAUUAGAAGCUAGAGGAAAGGUCGCCCAACAAGCAUUGCCAUUUAUUAGUGAUGGAAGUAAAAUAUUAACUCAUUCUCGGUCCAGAGUAGUUUUACAAGCAAUGUUGGAAGCAGCAAAGGCUAAUAAAAGGUUUCAAGUAUUUGUUACAAUGGCCUGUCCAGAGAAUAGUGGAGAGGUAAUGCAUAAGCAACUGGUAUCAGCUGGUGUAGAUGCGACCCUGAUCCUAGACUCUUCAGUGGGGUAUAUUAUGGAACAAGUGGACAUAGUGAUGGUUGGAGCAGAGGGUGUCACAGAGAGUGGAGGAAUUAUUAACAAGAUUGGCACUUACGGACUUGCAAUGGCGGCGCUUGAAUUAAAGAAACCAGUAUAUGUUCUUGCGGAAAGCUUCAAAUUUUCAAGGAUAUACCCACUGAAUCAACAGGACUUGCCCAUCGAGUUUAAGUAUUUAUCAAGUGUUAUAAAUGCUCGUAAAAACCUUUCACAAGAACACCCACUUGUUGAUUAUACGCCACCGGCUUACAUCACGCUGCUGUUCACCGAUUUGGGUAUACUCACACCCUCGGCAGUUAGUGAUGAACUUAUUAAUUUGUAUUUAUAAUUAAUAUAAUAAACUGUAUAUAUAAUUCUGUUACAC
Molecule: messenger RNA, 1047 nt
Organism: Achroia grisella
Lineage: Eukaryota; Metazoa; Arthropoda; Insecta; Lepidoptera; Pyralidae
Gene: eIF2Balpha
Product: translation initiation factor eIF-2B subunit alpha
Exons: 7
Coding region: 100-1011 (303 amino acids)
Biological process (GO): translational initiation
Cellular component (GO): eukaryotic translation initiation factor 2B complex
Molecular function (GO): translation initiation factor activity; guanyl-nucleotide exchange factor activity
Source: RefSeq, a predicted model, not a curated record